Messenger RNA from Cuscuta epithymum, 1046 nucleotides. The record is from the annotation of a GenBank genome assembly. Lineage: Eukaryota; Viridiplantae; Streptophyta; Magnoliopsida; Solanales; Convolvulaceae.
CGGCACAAUUAAGUUUCUAUACGUUUCCACAAGAUACCAAUUCAAUCUUUGUGCAAUACAAUUUGGAUUAUGAUGUUAUUUGAACAAUUUGAACUUCAGACCAAAUCUCAAGACAUAUAAGGUUGAAGUAAAAAUGAGAGAUGCAUUUCGGAUCAUAAAGUCGUUCCCGAGCUUGCCACGUUUGGUUGUGGUAGAUCUUGAUUACACUUUGUGGCCUUUUUACUGUCAUAGCCGAUCUGAACAUGAUUAUGCCGAAUUGUAUCCUCAAGCAAGAGAGAUCUUACUCGCUCUACAUGAAAUGGGAAUUGGUGUUGCUAUUGCCUCAAGAACACCCACUCCAAACAUAGCUCGUGCCUUUUUACUUAAGCUAGGUUUAGGAUCAAUAUUUAUUGCCAAGGAAAUGUUUCCAAGUAGGUCACCAAAAACAGAACAUUUUGAAAGGAUCCACAGAAGAACAAUGGUGCCUUAUAAUCAAAUGUUAUUUUUCGACGAUGAGAAAAGGAACAUUGAUGCGGCAUCUCAAAUGGGCGUGACUGGCAUUUUGGUGAACAAUGGCAUAAAUUUUAAAGCUCUAUAUGAAGGACUCUUAGCAUUCAAUCAACGCAAUGUUCCACGUCCACGACAUGCAUUUAUGAUGCCCCAUCACCAUCAUGUUCCGCAUCCACAACAUGCAUCAAUCAUACCUCAUCACUAUCCUACUCGAAUUGUGCGUGUCCCUCAACCUCAGGUUCAUGGGUGUUGCAAUGUCCCGCAUAUUGCUCAACCUCGCCCGCAAGGAGGUUGCAAUAUUCCAUGCAUGCAUUUUGAAAUGAUGUCAUUAUGUGGUUAUCAUCACCAUAAUCAUCAUCACCACCAUAACAAUCGACAUAGGCACAUUUAAACCCUUAUGCCUAAAUACCUAAUAUUAACUAUAUUAUCAUGCUUGCUUCUAAUUUUUUUUCAUACGUAUGAUUAAGAUAAUGUUAGAAACAGAGAUCUUGUUUUUAUGAUUUAAUUCGUUCUUCCCUUCUGCACGAUAAAUAGAGCGGGUUUGCUUAUUACUUGAA